Molecule: messenger RNA, 2491 nt
Organism: Nycticebus coucang (slow loris)
Lineage: Eukaryota; Metazoa; Chordata; Mammalia; Primates; Lorisidae
Product: ALK tyrosine kinase receptor
Exons: 13
Coding region: 32-2065 (677 amino acids)
Biological process (GO): cell surface receptor protein tyrosine kinase signaling pathway; positive regulation of kinase activity; multicellular organism development
Cellular component (GO): membrane; signaling receptor complex
Molecular function (GO): transmembrane receptor protein tyrosine kinase activity; ATP binding
Source: RefSeq, a predicted model, not a curated record
CGGCAACGCAGCCUCCAACAAUGACCCUGAAAUGGACGGGGAGGAUGGGGUUUCCUUCAUCAGUCCACUGGGCAUCUUGUACACCCCGGCUUUGAAAGUGAUGGAGGGCCACGGGGAAGUGAACAUUAAGCAUUACCUAAACUGCAGUCACUGUGAGGUAGACGAAUGUCACAUGGACCCCGAGAGCCACAAGGUCAUCUGCUUCUGUGACCAUGGGACGGUGUUAGCUGAAGACGGUGUCUCCUGCAUUGUGUCACCUACCCCAGAGCCCCACCUGCCGCUCUCCCUGGUCCUCUCCGUCGUGACCUCUGCCCUUGUGGCUGCCCUGGUCCUUGCCUUCUCCGGCAUCAUGAUCGUGUACCGCCGGAAGCACCAGGAGCUGCAGGCCAUGCAGAUGGAGCUACAGAGCCCUGAGUACAAGCUGAGCAAGCUACGCACAUCGACCAUCAUGACCGACUACAACCCCAACUACUGCUUCGCCGGCAAGACCUCGUCCAUCAGUGACCUCAAGGAGGUGCCACGGAAAAACAUCGCUCUCCUUCGGGGUCUGGGCCAUGGCGCAUUUGGAGAGGUGUAUGAAGGCCAGGUAUCUGGAAUGCCCAAUGACCCAAGCCCCCUGCAAGUGGCUGUAAAGACACUGCCAGAGGUGUGCUCAGAACAGGACGAGCUGGAUUUCCUCAUGGAAGCCCUGAUCAUCAGCAAAUUCAAUCACCAGAACAUCGUGCGCUGCAUCGGGGUGAGCCUGCAGGCCCUGCCCCGGUUCAUCCUGCUUGAGCUCAUGGCGGGCGGAGACCUCAAGUCCUUCCUGCGAGAGACCCGCCCGCGCCCGAGUCAGCCCUCCUCCCUGGCCAUGCUGGACCUUCUGCACGUGGCUCGGGACAUUGCCUGCGGCUGUCAGUAUUUAGAGGAAAACCACUUCAUCCACCGGGACAUUGCUGCCAGGAACUGCCUCUUGACCUGUCCUGGCCCUGGAAGAGUGGCCAAGAUUGGAGACUUUGGAAUGGCCCGAGAUAUCUACAGAGCGAGCUACUACCGGAAGGGGGGCUGUGCAAUGCUGCCAGUGAAGUGGAUGCCCCCAGAGGCCUUCAUGGAAGGAAUAUUCACUUCUAAAACAGACACCUGGUCCUUUGGAGUGCUGCUAUGGGAAAUAUUUUCCCUUGGAUAUAUGCCAUACCCUAGCAAAAGCAACCAGGAAGUUCUGGAGUUCGUCACCAGUGGAGGACGGAUGGACCCACCUAAGAACUGCCCUGGGCCUGUAUACAGGAUAAUGACUCAGUGCUGGCAACAUCAGCCUGAAGACAGACCCAAUUUUGCCAUAAUUUUGGAGAGAAUUGAAUACUGUACCCAGGACCCAGACGUGAUCAACACGGCUUUGCCGGUGGAGUACGGUCCACUCAUAGAAGAGGAGGAGAAAGUGCCCACGCGGCCCCAGGACCCCGCGGGGAUCCCUCCUCUGCUGGUCUCCCCGCAGCAGGCCAAGCGCGGGGACGCGGAGCGCCGUCCAGGUCCAGCCGCGCCGCCGCCUCCGCCCGCCGCUGCCUCCGGCAAAGCUGGGAGGAGACCCCCGGCCGCAGAGGUGUCCGCGCGGGGGGCCGGGGCGCCGGCCGCGGACGGGGGGUGCGUCAACAUGGCCUUCUGCCAGCCCAACCCGCCCUCGGAGCUGCACAAGGUGCACGGAUCCAGAAACAAACCCACCAGCUUGUGGAACCCAACUUACGGCUCCUGGUUUACAGAGAAACCUGCCAAAAAGAACAACCCUCUGGCAAAGAAGGAGCCACAUGAGAGGGGAAACCUGGGGCGCGAGGGCAGCUGUGCGGUCCCGCCCAGUGUCGCGCCUGGUCGGCUCCCCGGGGCCUCGGCCUCUCUGCUCCUGGAGCCAUCGGCGCUGACCGCCAGCAUGAAGGACGUGCCGCUGUUCAGGCUCCGUCACUUCCCCUGUGGGAAUGUCAACUACGGCUACCAGCAACAAGGCUUACCGUUGGAGGCCACCACUGCCCCUGGAACUGGUCACUACGAGGACGCCAUUCUGAAAAGCAAGAAGAGUGUGGCCCAGCCCGGGCCCUGAGUGCGUGGCGCGCUCACUCUCCAGGAGGAGCGAGAGGAUGGGCUCCCUGGCAAAUCAGAGACCAAAUGUCAUUUUUCAUCUUGUGCCAACUUGUGUUGAAGUGCCACAGGACAAGCUGUAUUUUCAAAAUGCUUUAGAAAGGUUUUGAGCAUGGAUUCAUCCUAUUCUUUCAAAAAGAGAAAAUAUCAUAAAAAACGAAAGAUGAAUGAGGCCCAGAUGUGGUUGCAGAAGGUUUUUAUGCAUGGCUGUUGUAUACUUCCUUAAGCUGCUUUCAAAUUGUGUGUGCUCUGCUUCAAUGUAGUCAAAAUUAGCUGCUUCUGCGUUUCAUAGUUGGGAGUCAUAGAUGUUUCCUGGCCUUGUUGAUGUGGACAUGAGCCAUUCAUUGGAGGGGAGAGGGAACAAAAAUAAAGGAGUUACCCGUAAUGA